Messenger RNA from Orbilia oligospora ATCC 24927, 816 nucleotides. RefSeq lists its product as uncharacterized. Bases 1 to 816 code for a protein of 271 amino acids. Lineage: Eukaryota; Fungi; Ascomycota; Orbiliomycetes; Orbiliales; Orbiliaceae. The transcript has a single exon. The record is from RefSeq and is a predicted model, not a curated record. Gene Ontology annotation, molecular function: opioid growth factor receptor activity. Gene Ontology annotation, cellular component: membrane.
AUGGAUCUCACAGAACUUAGCCUUGAACCUGUCGAGCCCCGCAAAGGUGAACAAAGCGACAGUAAUGAACCAGUCAAUCACUUAAAUGUUGCUGCCAUCAGAGAUUUCGAGCAGAGCAAUCGGGGCGCUACCGAAGAAGGUACAGAUCAGACGAUAGAAGACAUAUCCCAGGCCAAUCUACAAACGAAAAAGGAUUUGGCAGGUCUAUCACCAGUCCUUAGGUUUUACAAAGGCGACAACAUCCAAGGCCGGACCUUAGAAGAAAUACUCGAAUGGUCCGAUAGCAAGCUUGAAUACACCCAUGACUUUAUCCAAAUGCUGUUUCCUAUCCCCGAAAGGUCCAAUUUCAUGUUGCACCCUGCGGCAACGUUGGACGAGCAGACCAUAGAGACUUUCCGAAACGACCCCGAAUUGCAGACUUCCAUGCGCAUGGCUCUCGCUCGAAUGCUUCGAUUCUUCGGAUUCGAUUAUCAAAUCGUUAGCUUAGAUCCUGGUACCGAAGGUGCAACAGCCAGUCAGAGGCUCGUACAGAUUGUCCCUAACCCAGAGACAUUCCCCAGGGCGGCAAGGAACUGGAUGAACAGCCAUAAUGAUUUAAGAAUUACCAGGAUAAUACGAUGCCUCAGGUGCUGCGGGAUGGAAACCGAAGCCCGGGAAUUCUACCGAGCCCUUCGGCAUCUGCAUACCUCCCGAACCGGUCAUCCUAGAAGAAUUAGUGAUCGCACGUUUAUGUACUGGACACGAGCCGCAAAGCGGGAUCUUCGAAUACCCCCGGAUAUGUCUGAUGCGGAAGCGGAGAGAUUCGGGGGAACCUAA